Messenger RNA from Pectinophora gossypiella (pink bollworm), 2914 nucleotides. RefSeq names its product peroxidase-like. The record is from RefSeq and is a predicted model, not a curated record. The transcript has 12 exons. Gene Ontology annotation, biological process: response to oxidative stress. Gene Ontology annotation, molecular function: heme binding; peroxidase activity. The coding region runs from base 1 to 2103 and encodes 700 amino acids. Lineage: Eukaryota; Metazoa; Arthropoda; Insecta; Lepidoptera; Gelechiidae.
AUGGUACCACGCUUGUACUCCCAAAAGGAAGACCAAUCACCCAUCCCCUCGGACCUGGUUGCGGAGUGUCUCCGCUGCAGCCGCGAGCUGACCCAAGCAGCAACCAAGCGCGGCAACCAGCUGGUCAAGAGCGGGAUCAACCUGGACACCUGCUCCCCUGCCAUGCACCACUUCUUCUCCUCCAACCUUUCUCCGGAGAUCAAGAGAGCUGCCAAGAGGUCCCAGGAGAUGCUCGCUGCUACCAAAGUGCUGCAGAUGAAGCUCAGUUCAGCUUCUGCUGUGACGCCGAACACGUUCAUAUCCUUCCUGGAGAAUCAAGUGAUCCGACUCAAUGACGUGUCGUACUGCGAACCAAUCCUGCUGAGUUGCGCCCGACAAGAGAAGUAUCGUUCUAUCGAUGGCAGUUGCAACAACUUGGAGCACCCUGGGUGGGGACGAAGUGGGUCUGCGCUUACAAGGAUCGCUACACCGAGAUAUUCUGAUGGUAUCUACGCAAUGCCUGUAGCGGUAAGCGGUAGGCAACUCCCGAACCCUCGGGUGCUGUCCACGAAGAUGUUCACCGACCAGCCCGUCGCCAGCCAGGCGCUCACCUACCUCAACAUGCAGUGGGGCCAGUUCGUCACCCACGACCUUGUUUACCAAGUCAUGGAGACUACAGAGGAAGGCGGAAUCCAAUGCUGCGCAAACAACGGCGCAGACGUGCUGCCGCCGGAGUACAUGAACCACAAGUGCAUCCCUAUCUGCGUGCCUGACGACGACCCCUUCUAUCGCUACCACGGCAUUCGCUGCAUCAACUUUGUGAGGAGCGUCACUGCACCCAGAGACGACUGUUCGUUAGGGCAUGCUGAGCAGAUGAACACAGUAUCAGCAUACCUAGACGGGUCAGCAGUCUACGGGUCAAACAAGAAGCUAGCAGCUCGUCUUCGAAGCAAGUUUGGUGGUAGACUGCGUGAGGAAAAGAGGCCCUACUCCUCAAGAGGGUUCCUCCCCUCCGUUGAAGAUAAAUCAGCAGUUUGUGACCUGAGGAACGCAUCGGAACCAUGUUAUCUUGCUGGUGACGGCAGAAUCAACCAGACUCCAACCCUAGCAUUGCUUCAUACACUCUUCCUUCGCGAACACAAUCGAGUGGCCAAUAUCCUGAGCGAGCUGAACCCUCUGUGGGGAGACGAGAAGCUGUACCAAGAAGCUCGGCGUAUCGUUAUCGCCGAGAUCCAACACAUCACCUACCAGGAGUGGUUGCCGCAGAACUUUGGAGAUAACUACCUGCGGUACUAUCGCAUCUCGCCAUCGACGCUGUACAGUCAUGACUACAGCGAGCGAGUCAACCCGGGUGUCAUCAACAGCUUCGGGGCUGCCGCCUUCCGGUUCAUGCACAGUGUCGUGCCCGACUCCAUCAUGGCCUGCCCUGCCUCCUAUCAGACCGGGUACUUGUACAAAUUAAGCGACCACUACAUGAACCCAAGUCUUCUGGAGAGCUCCCCUUCGUCUUUCGACGACCUGGCCCGCGGUAUCCUGACACAGAGCUCCGCGGAGUCAGACCCCUUCUGCACUGGGGAGAUCACCAACUUGCUGUUCAAGUCACAUAACAGAUGGGGGCUCGAUCUUAUUGCCAUGGAUAUACAGCGGGGAAGGGACCAUGGACUUGCAAGCUAUAAUGAGUAUAGAGAAGUCUGUGGUCUACAAAAGGCAAAAACGUUUCAAGAUCUGGCUGGCGAAAUGUCACAAGACCGUAUAUACGCCCUAGCCCAACUAUACGAGUCAGUAGACGACAUAGAUCUGUUCGUGGGCGGUGGGCUGGAGACGCCCGUGGCUGGCUCCAUCAUGGGCCACACCUUCCAAUGCAUCGUGGCUGAGCAGUUCUACCGCACGCGUGUCGGAGACAGGUUCUUCUAUGACAACAGCGAAAUGCCGCAUUCUUUUACUUCUGCGCAAUUGCAGGAGAUCAAGAAAGCGUCGAUGGCUCGGCUGAUGUGCGACAACACGGACGGAGUAUUCUACGUGCAGCGGAGAGCCUUCCAAAUGGAGUCGGCAGCCAACCCUAAAUACAGCUGUGACGACUAUAACGCUAUACCCUACGUCGAUCUAACAGCGUGGAGAGAUUAGCGGCUGAGCGGAGAAUAUAUUGCGGAGGCCACAUAGGACCUCUCUCUCUUUUCUUCUAAUCCUAUAAUAAGGGAUUAGAAGAAGAGGGAUUAUAGGGCUCAAAUAACAGAUUUCCACUCCUUGCGACCUUUAACAGCCUCUGUAGCUUGCUCGUUUUGUUUUUAAUUUUUAGCCAACUGAGCGCCGCCGUAUUGGAGCGCAUCAUCGAAUUUCUCGCGCAUGUAAAAGUAAUUGCGCAAUGUCAAUAAAUGUCAAAAUGGUUGUCAAAUAAAUAUAAUGGGAUUGUGCAAUAAAAGGUGGUUUCUUUUUGUUACCUUAAUCUAUACUAAUAUUAUAAAUUUGAAAGUGUGUGUGUCUGUUUGUCAGUCUUUCACGGCAAAUUGGAGCGUCGAAUUGACGUGAUUUUUAAGUGGAGAUAGUUGUAGGGAUGGAGAGUGAUAUAUGCUACUUUUCGUCUCUUUCUAACCCCCCACUUCCCUAAAAAUGGAGGUGGAAAUUUGUAUGGAGCAACCCGCAAUUUUCAAGGUAGAAAGCUUAUGCGUGCUAUUUGUGACUACCCAAAAAAAUCAUACAUAUUUUUUUGAUAUACUUUUCGCAGUUUUCAAGGUAGGAAGCUAAAAAUUGGUUGUGGAGAGCGAAGCCGUGGGCAAAAGCUAGUACAUAAAUCAACAGCCUCCGUGGUCUAGUGGUUAGAGCGUUUGGCUCACACAAUAUUUUUAAAGUUAAUAAACGAAAAAUUUAUUAAAAAAUAUACUUUUUAACAAAAGAAAACCGACUUCAACGCAAAAUUAAAAAGCAAUAAAUACAUUUA